This is a messenger RNA of Lathyrus oleraceus (garden pea), 432 nucleotides long. RefSeq lists its product as uncharacterized. The transcript has a single exon. The record is from RefSeq and is a predicted model, not a curated record. The coding region runs from base 1 to 432 and encodes 143 amino acids. Lineage: Eukaryota; Viridiplantae; Streptophyta; Magnoliopsida; Fabales; Fabaceae.
AUGAAGGCAAAGCUGGGAGAAACUUCUGGGUCAAGACCUUUAGUCCCUCUGGCUGACUCCCCAAGUAAGUCUAUACCUCCUUCCCGCUCUGUAAAAAUUAAGCUUAUUGUUUCUUCUCUUCCCCAAACCACUCCCAUCUACACCUCAUCCGAAGCACCGCCCUCAACCACCAGAACCUCUAACCCACCAUCUCUCAAAUUUAACCUUGGAACCACUACAUUACCCAUUUCUGAAGCAGAAAUGCUGGAUGAAACUACCUCAUCAUCAUCAUCCUCACCUUCAUCCCCACCAUACUAUAUUCUCUCAUCUAACAACGAACCUUCUGACCCCCAAUCCCCCACUCUAGCUGAGGUUCAAGCUCGUGCUCUGGCCUUUCAACAACCAUCACAAACUAAACCUGAACCUGAAGUCACUUCCCCACCCCCUUGCUGA